This is a messenger RNA of Aedes albopictus (Asian tiger mosquito), 1352 nucleotides long. RefSeq names its product WD repeat-containing protein 74. The transcript has 4 exons. NCBI's taxonomy places the organism in Eukaryota, Metazoa, Arthropoda, Insecta, Diptera, Culicidae. The record is from RefSeq and is a predicted model, not a curated record. Gene Ontology annotation, cellular component: nucleolus; preribosome, large subunit precursor. Gene Ontology annotation, molecular function: protein binding. The coding region runs from base 119 to 1303 and encodes 394 amino acids. Gene Ontology annotation, biological process: ribosomal large subunit biogenesis.
CUGUUUACAAAUACGACGAGAGCAUGCAUGCGAAUGUCGGUUUCGCUCGCACUUCGUUCAACCGAAAUUUUGUGAAUAGUUUUUCAAUUAUUUUACCGGUAAAUUUAGUGCUAAAAUCAUGAAAUUUUCAACAACCAACGCCAAAUGCGCGUCCUACGUGGGAAAACAUACGUUGUUCAUCGGAACCCACACGGGAUCGUUCAAAAAGUUGGAACCGUUCCAGGAUCAGCCGUACCGCCAGUCGAAUCUGCAGCAAAUCUCCGUUCUGGAUAAAACGUCCAAGGUGACGUGCUUGGCUUUUGGCAACAAGGAGCAAACGGAAAUCCUUCUCGGUAGGGCCAAUCACUUUGUGAAGGUGUUCGACUGCAACAGCGAGGAUAACACCUCAAGCUUCGAGGUUGGCGGAGAGGUCGUCGGUUUGGGGAGGUCCAAUGGCUGUAUCGUAGCGGGAACCUCCGACGGGACGGUCAAAAUCGUCAAGUCAGAAUCGGUCGAAUUCUCCACUGGAGACAAUAUGUGCAAGCUACGCGUUUGCCAGGAGGACCCCAACCUGAUAGUAACCGGUGGAAAGGGCCUCAAACAUAUAGUAAAAGUUUGGGAUCUGGAACAACAGAAGGUAACCUUCGCAGCGAAAAACGUUAAGAAGGACAUGUUAGACCUAGAACAACCCGUUUGGGAGAACGACGUGGUCUUCCUGGACAAGAACACAGUGGCAUCCUGUUCGCGGCAUGGCUACGUACGGGUGUACGACUUGCGUGGCCAACAGCGUCGCCCAGUCCAAGGCUACGCCCCGCCGGAAGGUAACGAUGAUCAGCUUUCGUUCACCUGUUUGACCAGCCACGACGGGUAUCUGUACGCCGGAACGACAACCAUUGGAGCCCGCGUUUUCGACAUCCGUCGCAUGAAGGAUCACAUUCACGUGUACAAAGGUUUUACCGGAACGGUCACGAGUAUAGAUGUGGACUCGACCGGAAGCUACAUUUUCACGUCCUGUCUGGAUAGGUAUGUCCGCGCUCACAACACCCAGAAAACGGCCAUGGUGUACCAGUGCUACGUAAAGUCCAAACCAACGCAGAUACUGUGCACAGACUACAAGGAACAGGUUACUGAGGAGGACGACGAUGACUUGGUGCUCGUCGAGGAUGCUAAGGAAGAGGACGUCGAUUCGGAAUACGAGGACAUGUUUGCUAAAAUGCAAACCGUGAGCGAUAAAGUUGCAUCCAAGAAGAGGAAACUUGACACCGUUCAGGAUGAAGGAGCGAAAAAGAAAGCACCCAAGAAGAAAGGAAAGAAGGUCAAAUAAAAGCUUGGAGAGGUAAGUCAAUAAAACAAGUUUUCCUUUGGUAGAACAA